AUGGCCAUCCCACAACAGGUUAAACGCUUCCCCCGCGACUCGUGGGACACUGUCAUAUUUACACACCCACCCAUCCCACAAGGCAUGUUAGACGCAAAGGCUACCUGGGCUGCAUGCCAAGCAAGCAAGCACUGGCAACGGGCAUUCGAUGACGACACAAACACCACAACCGUCGAUGAUGUCGACUUUGCUCUCGCCGUCUUUGAUGUCGCCUACCACCUCAAGGAUUACCUGCUUGGCGUCGCCCUGCAGACCAACAGCCGCAUCACAGACCCCGACAACUGGCGUAAGCUCACGGAUCAUCUCAUUGCCCGCGCGUACCGCAUCGCCUGCACCUCCGUCUCCGCACGACUCCCACAAUUCUCCCUACCCACGCUAGAUGCUGUGCGCGACUUUGCGCGCGGCGCCAUGGACUGCGUGUUCGAAGAGGGCGUCGAUUCCUGGGGGCGUCUUGUCCCGUGCAACGGCUAUGACGAGUCCCGCUACACAGACCGGUACAUGCCUGAUCCCACCACGCUGCCGCCUCGCGCAUUUACUGUCGUCAACCACUCACUGGACAACGACGACGAGCGCCUUGUCCUGCUCCUCGACCACGACGGCAACAUCCACGAUGGGGUCUUCUACAGCGUCCUCAUCCUCGAACUCGUCCCCGUCCUCGCGCUCGACCGCACCAAGCUCCGACCCACCGGCUGCGGCUCACGUGUCUACCCCCGAACACUGCUCCCCGCUGCACCUGCAGACGUCGCGUCGUUGAACGAACCGGUAUUGUAA
This is a messenger RNA of Apiotrichum porosum, 771 nucleotides long. RefSeq lists its product as uncharacterized. The transcript has 3 exons. The record is from RefSeq and is a predicted model, not a curated record. The coding region runs from base 1 to 771 and encodes 256 amino acids. NCBI's taxonomy places the organism in Eukaryota, Fungi, Basidiomycota, Tremellomycetes, Trichosporonales, Trichosporonaceae.